AUGAGUAGAGUGGGUCUCACUUUCAGCCCCCAAAGAGCGGGGAGCAGAGCCUCAGAAAAACUAGCUGUUUGGGCUUACCCUGCAGCCGAGAAGGUUAAGCAAGUCAGAGAAGGAUUGGCUCGGACUGACGCGGCGCGCCACCCCUGGGGUUGCUGGGCCGCGCCGAGACCCGUUAAGCAUAAAACCGAGAAAUUGCAUGAACUUAAAGCAGUUGGACACAGUUCCUCCUCCAUGUCGCAGGCCCCGGACCCUAGCGCUUGCUCCUUGGCCAUUACCAGUACUGAACCACAGCGUCAUCAUCACCUUGAGGAUGAACGUUUGGAUCCCCGGUUUGCUGAGGGCCCUGGACUGCCUCUUCCACCAUAUCUUAGUCUAAUAGAUAAUCUUUUCAACCCAGAGACGCUAACAAAGGCUGAAAUGAAGUUUAAAGAAAAGGCAAUGAGGGAAGUGAUAGAGCUGAACAAUCAAAUAAAACGAGCUCAAAUACAGCAGGAAACGCUACAGGAGGACAGCAGGCAGCUAUGCACUGAAAAGCUACUUGUCCAGGCUGAACACAAAUUCAUUCUGGAAUACCUAACCAAAAUAACUGAGGACUAUAGAAAGCAACCAGAGAAGCUGUGGAACAACUAUGUACAAAAAAGUGGGGAGAUUGAACUUCAGAAGCAGGAAUCUGUCUCCAGAUAUGCAAAACAAACUUCAGUGCUUAAAGAAGAGCUCUUGCAGAAAGAAAAGACCCAAACCCUUUUGAAGAACCAGUUGAAGGCAAUGAAGGACAUUUUAAUAUUGAAGGAAAAACAGGAGACAGAAGUGCAGACAUUGCAGAAGGAGAAAAAGAAAAUCCAAGAUGAGACAGCUGCAAAAGCACAGGAAGUACAAGCCCAGUUACUCCAGGAAAAAGCAUUUUUGGAGAAACAACUGAGUGAGCCAGACAUAAGCCAGUUAGGAAAGAGAAAAAGAAGGGAGCUUAAGAAGAGGAGCCAGGCCUUAGAGUUGGCAGCAAAGCAGUAUACUCUUGAGUUCUAUCAUGGUAUCAACCGAGAGAACCAACAGUUACAGAAGGAUCUAAAGCACCUAGUUAAACAAUCCCAGGAGUUGGUGGCUUGUGAAAGCCAGUUAAAAAACAGGAAACAGCAACUGCAGCAGGAACAGUGGUAUCUAGAAGGCAUAAUCCGGGGAAGGCAACGAAUACAAGGAAAGUAACAGGAUGUUCCAAAGACCACCCUUAACCCUCCCCUAGGCACCAAAUCAAGGAUUAAAUCCAAAUAA
This is a messenger RNA of Orycteropus afer afer, 1266 nucleotides long. RefSeq names its product coiled-coil domain containing 121 (gene CCDC121). The record is from RefSeq and is a predicted model, not a curated record. The transcript is spliced from 2 exons. NCBI's taxonomy places the organism in Eukaryota, Metazoa, Chordata, Mammalia, Tubulidentata, Orycteropodidae.